AAACUAAAAAAACAAAUAUAUAUUUAUACACUUUCUCUCUCUCUCUAUAUAUAUACGCACACACCAAAAUAGAUGAAACAAUAGAAAACGAGAAACAGAAGACGCAACGCACGAUAGAUAGAGAGAGAGAGAGCGAUAUAUAGAGAGAGAAAGAGAGACAGGACGAGAGAGAGACAGAGGACGAAAACGGUUUUCGAUUUCAUCAAUCGGUUUCAGGUCAGUUUUUGAGGUUGCUGAUGCGCACUCCGUGUAGUUCAUGAAUAUUGUGGCAAUGAUGUGAGAACUUGCACUUGUGGUUUGCUGAAGAAUCCUCUUUAGGAGAUCAUAAUUUGAAUCAACUUGAAGAUUUUAAUGAAAUUUAAGAUAUGUGGCAUUGGAUCUUUUCCUCUUGAAUUAUUACCUACUCAAAUUAAUAAAGAAGGAAUUUACAGCUUAUUGAAAUCUAUAGAUAUGUCUCCAGCAUCAAAAUCUAAGUCUAAGUCCAAGGAUAAAUCCUCUGCAAAGGUGGCCAAGGAACAGCAAAAGGCUUCUUCCAAGGUUUCUGGAUCUACAUCCAUGGGGAAUGGCAGUCCAGCUAGUGCUUACAAUCCAAUUUCUGGUACAUUCCACACCCUGGACACAGCACCAAUGUCCUCUUCCCCACCCCUCCAAAGCAAUGGUCGUUUCCGAAAUAUUGAAACAGACGAGCAGUCUGGUAGCUUGCAUGUUACAGGGCCUGAGUAUGAUUCAUUAUCCAACAACGGAAGCACUUCUGGUGAGUCGGAAGACCACAAAGAGAAGACAUCAAAUGUUACUCCCAGGCAGGAAGCGAUACCUGGAUCCGAUAAUGACAAGCGAGAAAAGAUUCGUCAGAAAAAUGAGAGGAAACACCAACGUCAGAGGGAGAAGCGGGCACAGGAGUUGCAUAAGCGUUGCAGUGACUACCUUAUGUCAAGAAAAUUGGAAGUACUUUCUCAGCAGCUUGUGUCAAUGGGAUUCUCAUCUGAGCAGGCAACUUUGGCCCUUAUAUUGAAUGAGGGCAAAGUAGAGGAAUCAGUUUCCUGGCUUUUUGAGGGAAGUGAAGAAGCAGCUCAGAAAAAGGAUCCUGGAAGUGGGGCUGACUUAAAAAUUGAUAUAAGCGAAGAGCUUGCUCAGAUUACAGCAAUGGAGAUGAGGUACAAAUGCUCUAAACAGGAGGUUGAAAGAGCUGUUGUUUCUUGUGAGGGUGAUCUCAAGAAGGCAGAAGAAAUUCUGAAGGCUCAGAAAGCAGAACCACCGAUAGUUCCACUGAAACUGGAGGAAACUGCCGACCCCAAGGACCCAGUUAGAUCACAACAAAACCCUUUAGCUUCAGUUACAAUACAGCAAAGGAGGAAUGAAAGAGAUCCAAACUAUGCUAGGGGGGCUGCCACAUUGUCAGAGUCUAGUAAUGGAAACAUGCAGUCUUUAAAGACAAAUAAGCCGAAGUCACUUGCAGAGAAGAGGUGGCCAACAACCAUAUCAAGUUCUUCCGUUUCCUAUUCUACGGCAUUGCCUAUACAGGUUGCACCUGCAUCCGCAAAAACAGAGACGCAGCACAUUGUUGGUGGACAUGAAGGGAGAAAUACCCAGCAGGGAGUACUGAGGGAGUCAGUGAUCAUGAUGCAACGUCCACAGUCAUUAAAUAUUAAGCAAAACCUAGGUUCAAGCGCCAGUUGUUCUCCUCCAGGGACAUCUGGAUUGUAUGUGAACAAUAAUGUGGUUUCUGGGAGUAUGAGAUCAAAUGGUAAGUUGCUACAAGAACAGCGCAUCGUAAGCCUUGGCCCUGAAAAUAUGAGCUCAGAGCACUUCCACCGCCAGGUUCCGAGUAUUGGAAACAUGGGUCUGGAAAAUUUGAGUUCACAGCAAAUUUACCCCCAGAAUCAUUAUACACAAUGCCGAUACAUGUCUGGCUCAGUGGAACCUGAAGCAACUAGGCUGGGUGGUUCAUGGAGCUCAGUGGGUGCAUCUUCUCCUUCACUUACAGUUCCAUCGUCUCUUGGACUAUUUUCUGGUUGGGGUUCAACGGGGACUUUGGGGUCGUCUUCGCAGGUGGAUUGGAGUGCAGGAGAUUUGAUGUCUCACUGUGAUUACAAUAGUAUAGAUUGGACUCUAGAAUCAAACUCUGCGUAUUCAAAGCAGAAUGGUGGGUUGUUCUUAGGGCAGUCUAAUGGGUUGAUGCUGGGACUUUCUUCAAUGAGGAUAGCUGGUACAAAUGGCAUUUGCAUUGCUGGGUUGCAGGAUGGAGGAAUGGCAUCAGAAACCACUUCUUCCGCGGGACUGCGCGAGUGGACAUCUCCUUUUGCAGGGAAGGACAUCUUCAGUGUGCCCAGGCAGUUUGUUACUUCUCCCUCUCCUUAGUUCUAGGUAAGAUUGAGGAACAGGGCAACAAUAGACCAUGUGUGGGAAAAGCUGGUGUUGGAAUGGCAGUGUUGGUUGUUUCUGGUUUACUAAUAAAAAAUGCAUCUACUAGUGCAA
Molecule: messenger RNA, 2475 nt
Organism: Cornus florida
Lineage: Eukaryota; Viridiplantae; Streptophyta; Magnoliopsida; Cornales; Cornaceae
Exons: 3
Coding region: 352-2358 (668 amino acids)
Molecular function (GO): protein binding
Source: RefSeq, a predicted model, not a curated record